Messenger RNA from Schistocerca serialis cubense, 4578 nucleotides. RefSeq lists its product as uncharacterized. The coding region runs from base 431 to 2947 and encodes 838 amino acids. The transcript has 8 exons. The record is from RefSeq and is a predicted model, not a curated record. NCBI's taxonomy places the organism in Eukaryota, Metazoa, Arthropoda, Insecta, Orthoptera, Acrididae.
GGCGAGCAGUAUGGCGACAUGUCGCUUCGUGCGUAAACAGUGAGUGUAGGCACUUGUCUCAUCGUGGCGGGAUAAAUAUUGUCUGACUGGCUAAAGUGUUCUUCUACACGUCGUUCAAGAUCGUACAGCUUACAGGACGUCUCAUUUAAAGAGCAGAAACAGUGCUAUUUCUUCACAGUGAGCAUUUGACAGAUUAUCACCUUUGCUUGCCGUUUACAGUUAUGUGUUAGCUUAUCAAUGAGAAAGGACAGAGCUUUGUGACUCGUGGAAAAGGCGUGAAUAUUCUAUUGCGACUGAGAGGAGACGAAAUGAGCGGGUCUGCAGUGCCCUGGCGUGGAAAAUUCCGACUGAUACCGUGUUAGCUGAACCGUAGCGAGAAGAUUUGGAUUAUGUGGAGUGUUAAGACCAGCAAGACGAAGAAUUCUCAAGGAUGAGCCGUGGGUACUACGUACCCUGUGCGCCGUUCCUCUACUUGGUUCCGGACAGCGGGGGCAUGGACUGCAUGCCGCUCCAGCCGGCGCAUGCGCACCAACCGCAUCGGCCGCCGGGGCCAUUCCAGUACCUCAUGCACGAGCAGGCCAAGUCGCUCGUCGCACUACAGGAGCUGCAGAAUGAGGUGGGCGCGCUGCUGGAGUUCCGGGACCUGGUCAUGGAGACGUUCCCGCACCUGCGGCAGAAGCUGGCGGCCAGCGAGCGCGGCGGCUCCUCGUCGUCGUGCUGCACCAGCACCGCCUCCUCCACGGCGGCCACGCUGCCGCCGGCGCACCUCCACCAGCUGCACCACGCCGCCGCCUCCGCCUCCAACGCCGCCUCCGCCAGCCCCUCCGGCGCCGCCUCCCGGCACCGCCCGCCGGCUGCAGACUGGGAACCGGGCGUGCGCGUGCGUCGCAAGCUGCUGCACGGCGCCGCGCACCACAAGGAGAUCACAGGAGGCAGCGACGGAGCGUCGAGCGGCGCGACGCAUCGGAAGCAGCCCAAGAGCGGCGACGGCAGCGGCACGAGCAGUGCGGGCAGCAGCGCCGUACAGGACUCUGGCUUCGGCACCGAGACCUCCUCCAGCAAGGCCGCCUCCGCAACCACCGUGCUCCCUCCCGCUCACCACCACCAGGCCAGCUCGUCGUCGGUGGUGGUGGACGAGGCGGAGGACGAGCUCUGGAACCUGCUGGACGUGAUCCAGCGCAAGGGCACGCGCCUGCGCGACGAGGUGGCGCAGCUGCAGCAGCGCCUCGCGGGCUCCGCCGCCCCCGCGCCUUCCGCCCCCGCGCCUUCUGCCCCCGCCGCCGAGCAGCCACAGCAGCAGGUGCGGCCGCCCCCGCCACCGACCCCUCGUCCGCGGAGGCCGCUGGGCGCUCUGGAUGCGAUCCUCAGCGCGCCCUCCACGGUCCCCAGGGCGCGCCCCGACGCGCGCAAGGUGGCCGCCAUCCUGCGAGAGCUGGACCCCGUGGAGCUGCAGAGGCACCUGCUCACCACCACCGCGCACAACCAGGCUUUGCAGAAUCGACUAGAGAAGACAGCAAAGCUGCACACUAGUCUCCUGGAGCAGCUGGAUAAAGUGAAAGAUGAAAAUGAUGAUCUACGAUUUCAGCUUGCAGAAAAGAGUAUAGAGCUGGAGGGAACCAAGGCACGCAUGCGAGUAUUACAGCAACGGCAAGGCAAGGCAGCUGAAACAAACACUGCAGCAGUGUCAACAGAAACAGAUGAUGAGCAGCCUCCUCUACUUCCCCCAGAGGAAACGUGCAAUCCAAUCCUGCCUCUACUAGCAUUGCCAGUAGCUGGUUCAGAUGACCACAACCACCAGCACCACAGCAGUAGUACUGAGUCAGCACACGAUCACACUGAACAGCGCCGUGUGCAGUCAUCUAAUUCUCCCCGUCGCAGGCCUAGCAAGAUACCUUUACUGGGAACUAAAUCAUACUGUGCACCCAGACCGCCAUCUGGGAAGACAGGUGCUAUCACGGCAGCACAUUCUAAUAAGAGCAGAGAUUCUCUGUCAGCUAAAUCUGGCCGGGAAACUUCAUGGAAAAGCAAGGCUGAUGGUGCCUCUCUGAGUGGAAGCAAGAGCAGAGAACCUAUUUCUGUGGUUAGGAACUCUUCUCUUUCAGCGAGAAACAAUAGUAGAGAAUCACUAAAUGGUAGUAAAUCUAGAGAUUCCAUUCUGAGCAAAUCUCGUAGUGACUCAGUAAAUGGGCGAAAAGUAUCGGCCGUGGAAGUGACAAUGGUUUCUACUAGGUCGAGAGAUGGUCAUAGUCAAAAUAGUUUCUCAUCAAAUGCAUCUAAUACUAAUAAGCGAGAUUCUCUUUCUGGAAAAAGCAGAGAAGCUUCUUUCUCAUCAUCCAGUGGUUGGAAAGGAACUCAGCAUCCAGUGAGGAGGGCCAGUAGUGCAAGCAUCACAAGAGGCAACGUGAUUGAUCAAGCUGAUCGUAACUCUAAGGUUUUAACAGCAUCUGAUAGUCUAGAGCCAAAACAGUGUUCUUCCGCAACAGGAGAGACACAUGGCAGUCACCAUGAUGAUCAUCAUGAUGCAGAUUCAUUUUCGGAUUCCCUCAACCAUUUUCCUGACCAAGAAGUGGAACUUUCACCAAAAACAAGUGAUGAGAUUGAUUUCAAAAGUUUGACAUCUCAACUUAACUUACAAAGCCAAGAUGUAAACAGUGACAGUAACAUUAUUGUUGAUGGCAACUCCUCCUCCUCUGAAUUUUUUGACAGUAUCAAUGACUCUGAAAGUGUGUUGAAUAAUGAAAUUGUAUCUAGCAAAAAUGUACACGUCCAAGACCAUCACCUGCAUACUUCAUCACGAUGUGAAGGAUUGACAGAGUGUGAUUCAUUGGAGAACAGGGCACCUGAAAUGAUGAUAGAAGCAUUUCAUACACCAACAAAAUUUUUGUCAAAAGUAAUUUCUACACGAAACUUUUGUAUCACACCAGGAGGUCAACAUACUGAAUACUGAAAUUAAUUUGAAUUGUUUUCCUUUCUGAUCUUCUAAUGGUGAGACACUGUUUCAUUCUAUUUACAACCAUGAACUACUGUGUGAAAAGACAUUAACAGUUAAUGUGCAGCAUAUGUCUAUUACAAAUGAAAUUUUAACCACAGAUUAGUAGGAAUAUGGUGGUUAAGAAUGCUGUUUGCAUGAUAGAAUGCUGAAAGUAUGUGGGGAUGCCAUCUCUAAUUAGUACUGCUUAUGGUUACUUAUGUAAAAUUUUCUAAAAAUACAUCUGUUGUAUUUAUGGAAUGGAUGUUCUGAAUUGGAUGUUAGUAAUUUGGUGACAUAAUAUGGUGCUCUUUUGUAAUCAAUAUUUUAAUGGAGCAUUUAAUUGCAUUUGCUGGUGUUUAGACUUUGCUUUUGUAAGAUAAUUUCCAAAUCUUUGAUGUAGUUUGACUUUUGGCUUUUGUUAUGAAACCAAGCAAAGCAUAAGCUUUUUGCCUUUGCUGACUGUAGUUAUCCUAAAAAGAAUCUUCACACUUUUUUGUCUUAAGUGAGAUGAAGAAUAGGCCAGAUGCGCAGUACAGAAAUUUGCAGAGAACAGGAAGAAAGUCACUCGGUAUCCUCCUCCUCCCUUUUAGGAAACACUAUCAUUAUUCCUUAGUUUCAUUUGUAAUGUGUUUCAUGGGACCCCAUGCAUGAAUUAAACAUGUUUUGUAUACUGGCUACAUAAUUCCAUGUAUCUGUAUUCUGAAUCCAAACAAAACAUUGUUUUUAACAUGUAAAUAAUUGAGGAGAGAAAAACAUAAGAUGAAGAGCUUUCUAUUUAUGAAAAAUAUGCCAAUAUCCUUUCUAGAAAAGAAAUACACUGUCAGCUGCUAAAUUUAUUUGCUCUUUUGUAUUGUUCUCUACUCAUUUUACCCAAGACAAAUUAAUUAAAAAAACACAGAUGUCUAAGGUGAACUGUUGGUUAUUAAUUUGAUUUUCAUUCUCCUACAAAGUUUAUUUAUAUUUUGAGGAAUGUUAGCCAGGCUGAGGUCAUGUGAGUUGUAGUGUUGUAUCUGAUAUUGAAGAGAUGCACCAAACAUCUAUAAACACGAGUAAAAUUUUCAGUGUUUCCAGUCACAUCAUUUUGACUGGUUAAAAUUGCUGUUACUGGCACAGUACUCCACAUAUAUAGGUGAGGAAGCAACAUCUGGAAUCUUUCCAAGAGGAGCCAGAAUGAUGCCUGCACCUGCUGUGGAAGAUACCAGUUAUUGCUGUAUCAUCUAUAUGAGUGGAACAUUGUGCUAGUCAUUGUGGUCAUUAGUGUUACUCCUGAUUAUGGCCCAGACAACUGUAGAAGUCAAGUAUUUAUUUUGAAAUGACUUGGCUAUAAGCCCAAGGGGAUUUUUUUCAGACAAACAACCACGAAAGAUUAUGACAACACAAAUCAUUAAAACUGUGAGCUAUGAACUGAACAUAAUGUUUUGUAUUAACUCAUUUAUUUAUGAAUAUUAGAGCAUUUCAUAUGACUGGUAGUUCAUACUUCAAGCAAUGUGUGCUGUGGUAAUGAGGCUGAGAUAAGGAAAAAGGAGCAAAUUCAUACAUUAAUACCAGUGGGAGAAUAGAGGGAGGAAGUUUGUGUGUGUGUGGGAGGGGGAUGAGUCAAAGUUAAG